Messenger RNA from Nerophis lumbriciformis (worm pipefish), 1188 nucleotides. The record is from RefSeq and is a predicted model, not a curated record. Lineage: Eukaryota; Metazoa; Chordata; Actinopteri; Syngnathiformes; Syngnathidae.
AUGACCAAGCGAGAGAUUUGGAUCGUCGGUGCGAAGCGAACGGCCUUUGGCACGUUCGGCGGCGCCCUCAAGAAGCUCACGGCUACGGACCUUGCGGUGGAGUCGGCCAAAGCCGCGCUCGCGCAGGCCGAAGUGAAGCCGGAAGACAUCGACCACGUCAUCUACGGCAACGUUCAGCAGACCUCGGCGGACGCGAUUUAUCACGCGCGCCAUGUCGGUCUUCGAAGUGGCGUCCCGCAAGAAGUCCCGGCGCUAACGGUGAAUCGUCUUUGUGGUUCAGGCUUUCAGUCGGUCGUUAACGGCGCGGAGCAGAUCCUCCUCGGCGACGCCGAGAUUUGUCUCGUGGGCGGCGCGGAGAACAUGUCGCAAGCACCGCACGUCGUCUACAACGCGCGCUGGGGCUUUCCGUUCGGCAAGUCGCCGGAGCUUUCCGACUCGUUGUGGUCGGCCCUCACCGACACGUACACCGGCUGCGCCAUGGCGGUGACGGCCGAGAACCUCGCCGAGAAGUACGACAUCUCUCGCGAAGAAUGUGACGGCUACGCGAUUCGUUCGCAGCAGGCGUGGGCGGCUGCGCAGGCGGAAGGAAAGUUCGCCGACGAAAUCGUCGCGCUUCAACUCAAGCGUAAGAAGGGUCCGUUCGAGUUCGCCGUCGACGAGCAUCCUCGCCCGGACAGCACCCUCGAAAUCAUGACGAAGCUUCGUCCGGUCUUUAAGAAGGACGGCCUCGUCACGGCAGGUAACGCAUCCGGCAUUUGCGACGGUGCAGCAUCACUCGUGAUCGCUUCGCGCGAAGCCGCCGAGAAGCGCGGCCUUCGUCCCCUCGCUCGACUUGUCGAUUGGGGCAUCACGGGUGUCGAUCCAACCAUCAUGGGUAUCGGACCGGCUCCGGCGAUCAAGAAGGCCCUCACCCGCGCGAAGCUCGAGCAGGAUCAGAUCGACAUCUUCGAAGUGAACGAAGCGUUCGCGCCGCAGUACCUCGCCGUCGAAAAAGAACUCGGCCUUCCGCGUGAGAAGACCAACGUCAACGGCGGCGCGAUCGCGCUCGGCCAUCCGCUCGGCGCAUCGGGCGCACGCAUCACGGCGCACCUCUGCUACGAGCUGGGGCGUCGCGAAGGAAAGUACGCCGUUGGUUCCGCCUGCAUCGGUGGCGGCCAGGGCAUCGCCGUCGUUCUCGAGCGCGUCUAG